Drosophila ficusphila is the source of this 5853-nucleotide messenger RNA. RefSeq lists its product as uncharacterized. NCBI's taxonomy places the organism in Eukaryota, Metazoa, Arthropoda, Insecta, Diptera, Drosophilidae. Gene Ontology annotation, cellular component: cytoplasm. Gene Ontology annotation, molecular function: protein serine/threonine kinase activity; ATP binding; tau-protein kinase activity. The record is from RefSeq and is a predicted model, not a curated record. Gene Ontology annotation, biological process: protein phosphorylation; microtubule cytoskeleton organization; intracellular signal transduction.
CGUAAAAAAAAUAUCGGAAAGAAAUAAAAAGUUCAAGGAAGUGUUGUUUGAAUAAAUAAAAAGGUGAAUAAAGUGAGCAUUGGAGUUGCCUGGUGGGCAUGGCCCACUGCCCGCCGAGAAUCCGCUGGAGCGUCCGAACGAGAAGCUGCCAUUGACCUCUUAAUCGAAUUAAGUGAAUAAUUUUAGAAGCCACAAGUUAUACGACUCAUUCGUUGCUGGCGGCGGCUCUCCGUUCUACAAUCUCCCGCAUCCCGUAUCCAUUUCUCAAUUCUCCGGUUCUCAAGUCUCGCCGCCAGCAAAUGAACUCGCGUUCGAACUCCGCGACAAAAGAAAAUGCAUUUUAAGUGAAUUUCCUGUGCGCUGAAAGCAAUUACGCAUCUGAUACCAGCUCUACAAAAAAAAAAAACAAAAGAAAAGCCUCCGGCAAAAAGCAAGCUGCGAUGGCCACCACACCAACCACUGGAUCAAAAGCUCCUCCAACUUCAACGCCGCAGAACUACAAGGUGCCAUCGACCAGCAAGAUAUCCGUGGACAAGCUCCUGCGAGUUGGAUACUAUGAGCUGGAGAAGACCAUCGGCAAGGGCAACUUUGCCGUGGUCAAGUUGGCCACGAACAUCGUGACCAAGACAAAGGUGGCCAUCAAGAUCAUAGACAAAACAUGCCUGAACGAGGAGUACCUGAGCAAGACCUUCCGCGAGAUCUCCAUCCUGAAGUCCCUGCGCCAUCCGCACAUCACUCGAUUGUACGAGGUGAUGGAGUCGCAGUCGAUGAUCUACCUGGUCACUGAGUACGCGCCAAAUGGGGAGAUCUUCGAUCACCUGGUGGCCAAUGGACGGAUGAAGGAACCCGAAGCGGCACGCGUCUUCACCCAACUCGUCUCGGCCGUCCACUACUGCCAUCUGCGGGGGGUGGUGCACCGCGAUCUCAAGGCCGAGAAUGUCCUGCUUGACAAGGAUAUGAAUAUCAAGCUUGCAGACUUUGGCUUCAGUAAUCAUUACGAGGAGGGUGCCACCUUGCGAACCUGGUGUGGAUCCCCGCCUUAUGCCGCCCCAGAGGUUUUCCAAGGCUUGGAGUACGAUGGACCCAAGUCGGAUAUCUGGAGUUUAGGCGUUGUGCUGUACGCUUUGGUCUGCGGAGCAUUACCCUUCGAUGGAAAGACCAUCCUGGAGCUAAAAAGUCGCGUGGUGUUGGGCAAAUUCCGCAUUCCCUUCUUUAUGUCACAGGAAUGCGAGCAACUUAUCCGCAAUAUGCUCGUGGUGGAACCUGAUCGUCGGUACACUAUAAAACAGAUCAUCAAGCACCGCUGGCUGAGCGAAUGGCAGUCGGAGAUGCAGGAGGAGGAGCGCUUCGAAUCCAUGUCCUAUGCCUGCGGAUCGGGAAAUGUGUCCAAAUCCGCUUCCACAUCCUCGCUGGGCAGCGUGGCGGACUCACCGCCGCAGCUGGACUCGGUGGUGAUGACGCACAUGCUCCAGCUGCCCGGCUUGACGGCCGACAUGAUUGCGCAGUCGGUGCACGAGCAGAGAUUCGACAACAUCUACGCCAUUUACAACCUGCUGCAGGAUAAGCUGCAGCAAAGGCGGCGCGAAAACCAAAGACUGCAGCACCACGCCAGUUUGGCCUACUCCCGAUCCCGCAAGACGAGCAUCACGACGGGCGUGGUGGAUCGCUCGGAGCCCGUUAAGCAGGAAUCUCUGGACCGCCUAAGUCCGCUGAGCAACGCCAAUGCCUCCACUUCGGCGUUGGGCUUUGGCUGGUCCGACGUCGCCGUGGAUCUGGAGAAGUUUGGUGACCUGGAGCUCGAAUGCCUGGCGCGAUCGAAUGAGCCACCUCUUAAUCCGCAAAACUUGAGCGCCCAAACUGGCGGAGGUAUUAGCGGUGCGAAUACGCGACGGCAUACAGUGGGACCUGGCGAUGUGGCCCACGAACAGGCGCUGGCCAAUCCCCAUGUACCGCCCAUCGACUUCAAGUGUCCGCCGCAGUGCAGCGAUCCCACACAGCCGGUUCCCUACUAUCCGGUUAAUCUGCCAAUGCUGCAGAAUCUGCCACUGCAAAAUCUCACCACCAAGGAUCAACAUUUGCUCAAGCCACCCGUGGUCAUGGGAAACAGCUCAUUUGGUCGUCGUGCUUCGGAUGGCGGGGCGAAUCUUCAUAUUUAUUAUCCCGCCACGGGCACCGUUGUGGGCCCAGCUCAGGGUCAGCAGAUGGACACGGCCGGCUACUAUAUCAAUCCCAAUUGUGGCACGGAUCCCUUGGCUGUGCAGGAGUUGUCACCGCUCAACGAACAGGCGCAGAUGCAGUGCUGCCAGGAGAAUGUCACCGGCGAAGGCAGCGAUGAGCUAAAGAGCUAUAUGCAAAACAGGGGAUUUACCCAACGUCAUACGGUUGGCUGCACGGAGGAUCUCUCGGUAACACAUGGCCCUGGGCCAGGAUCACAAUCCCAGACGCCGACGACGUCCUCCAACAUGCGACAGCGUCGAACGGGUCUGCUCUUGGUCACCGAAAGGCCGCCAGAGUUUUCCCCCGAGGUGAUUCGCGAGGUUGAGUCUCGCAUGAACCGCGACUAUCUGCCACCCACCCUGAAAGUUCUUAGCCAUUCGCCGCCAAAUGGUACAUACCCGGUGGGCGGGGCCCUGUCGAAGGGCGUGUCGCCGCCCCACUCACUGACCUUGGUGGCAUCCGCCGGCGGCUCCCUGCCCCUGGUGGCCACCAGCAAUCGGCGCAUCCAUCGCGUUGUCCACUCGAAAUUGCCCACCGUUCAGGAGGGUGCGACAAUAGGACGUUACAGUCCAGUGCGUCGGGCCUCGGAAGGAUCAAAGAGUCAGUUCCAAGGACCGCUGCAGGAGUGCCAAUCCCUGCAAAAGGAUAUUGCGCAGAGAAACUUUUUGGUUGCACCGAGUCCGCCGCUAUUAGAAAAUUCGAUUAGUUUGCCAGGUUCUCCCAUACAUGGCAAACCCGGCGUGGGAUUGCAGCUGGCUCUGCGGCGUGGCCAUGACAUUGAAGUUCCUCCGGAGGCGAUCAAGAAUCUGAUGCCCGCUUUGGACCGAUUGGUGAAGGAGCAGCGCGUCAGCUUCGAAAUAGCCAACAAGAUAAUCUCAACGCAUGUGGUGCCGAUGGAUUUGGCGCCACUUCUGGGACUGGCGGCUCAUGCUUCGAGUGCGGCGGCGGUGAGCGGCGGCCACCUGGAUCAGAGUCACCUGUUGCAGCUGCAGCAGCAGCAGCAGCAACAGCACAUGCUCAGCUUCAGUGUCUCGCCACUGAGUUUGCCGCAGGGUGGAGCCGUGAAUGCCUCACUGACCUCCGCCAAGCAGAUGUUCGGCCAACCGAUCUGUGGCUACCAGCAAUAUCAACCGAUGACCUUGGCCCUUCAGCCGCAGCAUCAACAGCAGCUGGUGGGUCAGUUUAGCAGCAUCAAUCUGGGUGCCAGCAACUCGAAUUCAAGCAGCGGCUGCCAGUCGCCCGUUUACAGUAGCAGCUUCAGUGGCAGUUGCUCCCCGAAUCCCUACCUGCCGUGCGGUGGGUCCUCUCCCCUCCACCAGAUCACCAAGGGAAUCUCCGGAUUGAGCACUGGCGGAGCUGGUGGUUCGAUCACUCGUGGCACUUCAGCUGCCAGCGAAGGAGCAGCUGCUGCCGCUGCUAAUCAACCACUCGACCUUUCCAUGGAUGUUUGUGGUGGUGUAAUAAAUCAAGACUAUGCAGCAAACAAUCGGUUUAUGCCCAAUGCUUCGUAUUACGACUUGAAACCGCUCAAUCUGUCGCCAGCGCAACCGGUGCGGGUUGUGCCGACGCCACCAGCUUCACCCAACUUGUGCAUCAUCCAAGAGGAGAAUGGAAAUGGGCAGAUGUGCCACACCAUCAGCACGGGCACUCCGUACGCCGGAUGCACCGGAGGCAUAACGCCCCAAAUAUGUCUUACCGAUGUCCAGGGCAGCGAGAUUACAUUGGUGGCUUUGUCCUCGGACAACAGCCGUGAUAGUGAGGAUUCCCUGGAACAGCAUACUCCUGUGAUGUCGCUGCAGGGUCUGAUUAUUACGGAACCCAGCAGCGAUAUGCCCUCGAUUACCAGGGGAAUUGGCCGUAAAGCCAGUCUGGACUGCGAAACGAGUGGCGCAAGUCAUUGUCCAUCAGGAAGUAGUUCCGCCCAUCCAUCGCAAACCCAGUCCCAAUGCCAUGCUCAAACCGAAGCUCAAUGCCGGCGGGGAAGCGACAAAUCGCUGGGCUUUUCGGACGACUCGCUCAGCAACGACUCGAAUAACCUGUCGCCCUGCCAGGAACCAUCGGCCAGCUCCGGUUUCAAGUCGGACUCCCACUCCGAAAUGGGCGAUCACACGGAGUGCGGCCAUCUGACACCCGAUUCCAUAUGCGAUUCGCGACGCAUGUCGGAUGAAAUGUGCUACGAGGUUCCGCUGCCACAUGAGUGCUCCAACCUGGACUCCACCCGCAUCCUGGAGAUGGUGAAGCAAACGAUUGACUCGACCAUGCCACCCAAGGGCUUUGUGCUGCACAAGGGAAGCAUAAGUUCGGAGGAUAGUGGGGCUGAAUCGCGCCACAGCAGCGCUUCGAAUGCGUCCAGCUCGAAUCCUUUGGCCUGCGAGGCGGCCUCUCUUCUGGCCUCACACUCUGGCUACGGCGAGCCGACCACCAAUCUCAGCCUGGAGUACUCGGGCGGCCUGCAGAUCGAACUGCAGGUGUGCGAGGGACGCAGCCGGGAUCACCAUGGAGCCGGCAAGGGUAUCAAGCUGCGACGCAUUUCCGGGGACCAGUUCGAGUACGGAAAGAUCUGCCAGCAGUUGAUCAGCACCAUCACCAUGCAACAGGUGGCGGGCUAAAUGAAGGAGCAAUCCUCGAGCUGCUCUGGCUACCCAAAAGUGACUACUCGCCUUGCCCAAACUCUGCGUAGCUGUGAUCAAAGCCGAUAUGUACGAUAUAGCCAUCAUAUAACUAUAGCAAUUGGACAUGAAUUAGCUUCCAAUUUCCUAACAAAGUUUAUCCCUUUCUCCCGUUUUUCGACUUCAGUAGCGUAAUCAAAAUUUUAAAAAUCAAUUAUAGACACUUUUCAAUUGUUCGUCGACCACACCGGUUCUUAGGUAGUUAAAUUCAAAACGGAUCGUGUAUAUACGGGUAGAGUUAUUUCAAAUAUUCGCAAACAUAUUAUAUAUAUUAACGAAUUACGCACAUGCCAACAUAGUUUAGAGAAUUUGUAAUACAAAUUGGGUGGCGAAAGGUUUUUCAGCAACAGGAGAAAGUAAAAUACAUUCCAGUAGCAGAAAUUUCAUACAAAGGAAACCAACGUUCGUUCUAGCCGUAAAUAUUAUCAAUAUUUAGAACUAAACUUUAUAUAUAAAUGUAUACCGACUAAUGUUACUUUCGACUUUUGUGCAAUUCGUAAACGAGAUAAAAGUGUUUAUUCUGUCAACUCAGUUCAAUGACGAUACGUACAUCUAUAUCUGCACGAGAUAUAGAUAACCUAAGUGUUAAUAUAUAGGUGAUUACUAAAUCCGUAGUUAGUUUGCAGUGGCAAUUAGUAGCUCCGAUAAGUGGUAAGCUCUUGAUUCCGUUAAAUUUUAAACAUUUUUAUAAAUGUAGUGAAAGUUUGUUCAGUUAUUAUACACACACGAUCUAUGGUUAGAGUUAUAUUCUACGGAUUAAACACAACAUUGAUAAAUCUAUUUUUUAAUGAAAGACUGCUGUGAUUUUAAAUGUAAUUAAUUAAUUUAAAGCGAAUGAAGUAGGAAGGAAACAAAGAAGAGAAACAAACAAAAACUACAAACAAACUUGAAACCAAUUAGUUAUAUCAUUAUAUAAAUAAAUAAUUCAACUUUAUCUUAAAUAAAUUACCAAUUCUCCAAACAUUAA